ACUAUCUCUAUCCAUAGUAUGGCCAAUAAGCAUACUACAUACUCAAUUUACGUCACAAAUAAUACGAUUAGUAUGCGUAUUCGAACACAGUUAAUGAGUCAGGCGUUAUUGCAUGCACUUUCGGCUAAGUAACAUGUUUGUUAACUUAAUUUGUCGAGAUCUAUAUAGAAAAUAAUGUGACUAAAAACUUGGACAACGCGCGGCUUGUUUUUUAGAUAAUAUAUCAAUUGUAUUAACUGGAUAACUAUUCAUUUUUUAUUUGUUAUACCGACUAUUUCACAUUGAACAAUGGCAAUUGCACACGUUGCAACAGAAUACGUUUUCUCCGACUUUUUAUUGAAGGAUCCAACAGAGUCGAAGUACAAAGGGGUGCGUCUGGAGCUUGCGGUAGACAAAAUAGUCACUUUCAUCGCGGUUGGUCUCCCUUUGUUACUCAUCUCCCUCGCGUUUGCCCAAGAGGUGUCAGUAGGUACCCAGAUCAGCUGUUUUGCCCCUACCAACUUCUCAUGGCGACAGGCAGCCUAUGUUGACUCCUUCUGUUGGGCGGCGGUGCAGGAGCAGCAACUCAGCGUUGAUGGCAUCGAGGGUGCCCCCCUGUGGCUGCACAAGUUCUUCCCUUACAUCCUUCUGUUGGUGGCAAUCCUCAUGUACAUCCCUGCUCUGUUCUGGCGCUUCACUGCCGCCCCACACCUCUCCUCUGACCUCAACUUCAUCAUGGAGGAGCUGGACCGCUCCUAUAACCGAGCCAUCAGACUGGCCAAGAGCCUGGCCUCAUCUAUAGACACCAAAGAUGUCUCUGACGACCCCCCCAGUUCCCUGGACCUGACCGAAGGCUGCUUUAAAUACCCUCUGGUGGAGCAGUAUCUAAAGACCAAGCGUUUCUCCCGCUGGCUGGUGGUGAAGUACCUGGCGUGUCGGCUGUUAACCCUGCUCACCCUGCUGCUAGCCUGCCUCUACCUGGGCUACUACAUUCGCCUAGCCUCCAUCACCGAUGAGUUUGCCUGUGACGUGCGGACAGGGGUGCUGAGGAACAACAGUGCGGUGCCGGUGCAGUGUAAGCUGGUGGCGGUGGGGGUGUUCAGGCUGCUAAGCUACAUCAACCUGGGGGUGUACAUCCUGCUGGCUCCCCUGCUGGUGUACGCUGCCCUGGGCCCGGCCAGACAGAGCUCCCGCUUCCUCCGGCCCUACGAGAUGCUGCCGGCCUUCGGGGCUCUGGACCUGGACACACCCUUCUACAACGACCUCAGCGUGUACCUGCUCUUCCUGGAGGAGAACCUCAGUGAGCUGAAGUCCUAUAAGUGUCUGCAGGUGCUGGAGCUGCUGAGGGAAGGAGGCGGUGAGGCCUUUGACACUAUGUGUCUGCUGCAGACUCUGGGCCAGGUGAAGACAGAUGUGGUGGAUGGGAAAAGAUCCACUUCACACAAGGACAGCAAAGACUGCACCAAGCCUGGAGAGGAGGACACAAGCUCUUCUGAGCUGAGAGAUGUUUCUACAUUGUGGCUGGACGACGGGCUGAAGAAAGACAACAAGGACAAGACCUGCUGUGGUGGGAAAGAUGUACGUCAGAGAGUGAUCUGAAGUGUGAACUAGGGCCUUUAUCUUUUCAGUCAUUUAGCAGACGUUCUUCUCCAGAGUGACUUACAGAAGCAAUUAGAGUUAAGUGCCUUGCUCAAGGGCAUGUCAACAGAUAUUUCACAUAGUCGGCUUGGAGAUUGUAACCAGCGACCUUUCGGAUACUGGCCCUAACCACUAGGCUACAUGCUGAUCAAUAGCUUGUUUAUUUUUAUUUUUUUUAAGUGCUGUGUUGCUAUGUUACCGUACCUACCUUAGUACAAUAAAAUUGUACCUUUUGUUCUUAUCAGGAUCGAUCAAGCCCCUACUAAUUUAUUCUCUGGAAUUUAAACAAAAGUUGUUUAUAGAACUGUGGUCCACAGUUUCCCCAUAGAGAGGCUCUCUUUCUGUGUUUACUGUCAGAGAUACAAGGUGUUUGUCAGACUGCGUCAUUAUUUAAUAAAAAGGCUGUGAUUAGUUAUCUAAUAUUGCUAGCGACAUAAACGAAGCCUUGGCCUCGUUUUAACCAGCGUACUUCAGCCUCGGUACCUAAGUGGUCACGUAUUGAUAUUGAACCGUUUAUUUUAUAAGGAAUAGCAGAUUAUUUUAUUCUUCGGGGAUCUGAGUAACUCAUUACGUCUCAUGGCUAGAUUCAAUCAGUUCUGCGCUAACCCGCUUAACCGACAACUGCAUAGAACUUUCAUAGUUUUUAGGCGAUGUCGGAGGUGUUGACGGCAUUGGAGAUGUCAAAUCAGCAAGCGUCUCCCAGCAUUCUACCUGUCGGGGACAUUGCCAUUGGAUGCAAUGAGUUGUAUUAAUAAUAAUCCCAUGCAGGCUUGUUACAAAUCCGAACACCAGAAUGUGUGUUAUAAUCUACACCUUGAUUAGGCUGAUAUACACUAAGUGUACUAAACAUUAGGAGAACCUGCUCUUUCCAUGACAAUAAUUUACCAGGUAAUUCCUGGUGAAAGCUUAUGAUCCCUUAUUGAUGUCGCCUGUUAAAUCUACUUCAAUCAGUGUAGAUGAAGGGGAGGAGACGGGUUAAAGAAGGACUUUAAAGCCUUGAGACUUGGAUUAUGUAUCUGUACCAUUGAGGGUGAAUGGGCAAGACAAAAGAUUUAAGAUUUUUGAAUGGGGUAUGGUAGGUGCCAGGCGCACCAGUUUGUGUGUCAAGAGCUGCAACGCUGCUGAGUUUUUCACGCUCAACAAGAACAGUUCACCACCCAAAGGACAUCCAGCCAACUUGAAACACCUGUGGGAAGCAUUGGAAUCAGCAUGGGCCAGCAUCCCUGUUGGACACUUUCAAUACCUUGUGUGUGUUCAAGCCCCAAUGAAUUCAGGCUGUUCUGAGGGCAAAGGGGGUGCAACUCAAUAUUAGGAAGGUGUUCCUAAUGUUUUGUACACUGUGUAAAUCCUUAUUUAGUUUAAUGAUUUUCAAUUUGAGUGUCAUUAAUUCUAUAUAGCCUACACUUUCUCCUUCUGAACUUCUAAUAUAAGUGGGACUAGUGUGGCUUGGUGACAAUGACUACACAAGCAGCCGCUCUGAUUUGACAGCUCUAAUGCAGUUCCACAUCCGACACCGCAAAAAGACUAGCUAUGUGGGUGUCAGCUAUCGCCAGUUAACACGUGAUCUGAUUGAAUCUAGGACUAAGUAUCUAAGGCUGCAUUUAGACAGACAGCCCAAUUUGGAUCUUUUUUUCCCACUAAUUGGUCUUUU
Oncorhynchus tshawytscha (Chinook salmon) is the source of this 3268-nucleotide messenger RNA. RefSeq names its product pannexin-1. NCBI's taxonomy places the organism in Eukaryota, Metazoa, Chordata, Actinopteri, Salmoniformes, Salmonidae. Gene Ontology annotation, molecular function: channel activity. Gene Ontology annotation, biological process: positive regulation of interleukin-1 production; monoatomic cation transport. The coding region runs from base 289 to 1578 and encodes 429 amino acids. The record is from RefSeq and is a predicted model, not a curated record. The transcript is spliced from 6 exons.